AGAGUCUAAAAUCGAUUCUUUUUGACAUCUUCGUAGGACUGUGUAUUGACCUUAACUUGAUUAGAUUCUGAAAUGUCAUGAGCCCGACCUUGAAUCAAAAUCAAAAUAUUGAUGGGAGUGAUAACUGAUUCAUUUAAUUUCGUUUAGGAUUUUCAUGCUAAAAAGCAGUAGUGUGACUUUUAUGUAAUUUCUCCCAGUUCAAUUCUAAAGUGACCAUGAAAGAUUUGAGGGUUUUUGUAAUAUUUGUAGUUUUUGCGGAUUAUGCAGCUUCAUCACCCUUUUGGGGGUCUGAUCAGUGUGUGAAUAUUUGUAAGAGAACUACUUUACCAGCAUUGGAUUUGGAUUACUAUGAACAAGUGGUUUGCCAAAGAGGUUGCAAGUUUUUCAAUAUAAUAAAACUGAAAGAUGACUCAAAAAUCAACACAACAAAAAAGGAAUGUUUCAUUUCUUGUGAAGAGACUUACAUUGUGAAAGAGGAAAACAACAUUUGCAAGACGGGCUGCAGCAUUAUGGCAAAAGAGCAAGAGAAUUUGGUGUCAACGUUGAUCCUGGAGACGGAGAACAGCAUCGUUCUAGCAAGUCCUGAACGUGAAAUCGAGUUUGACCUGUUCUCAGAUCCCAGUAUCAGGAAUCAGCUGGAAAUAGGUUUCAACGUGGACUAUAAAAUACCCGAAACACACAUAAGAACCAUGCCUAUAGAGAUAACGGAGGAAGAAAUACGAGUUAAGGAAUCAGGUGACUGGUUGGACUGUGCAUCUCGCAACUCAGGUAUCCCCAGGUGGAUAUUGCUAUCGGCUAUUCUAUCUGCCGUGUUGAUAGCUCUGUGGCUAAGUUUCUCCUCUGAGAAACGGAACAGUACCGAAGAGGAAAUCUCUGAAAUUGAUAUACCCGACGAUAAGCUAAUCUUAGAACAUGAUGAUUCUCCAGAGAAAGACCCUUGUUUGCUAGAGCAGGGACCUGUUCUCUUCGUGGAGAACAUUAAUUAUCAACCCGAGGCGCCUCCUAAGUAUACUUUGGAGAACGAUAAAGUAUAAGUUUUCAGGAAGCAAUUUUUGGUUGACGUCGUUAUUGCAUUUUUUUGUUGUUACACUUUGUCGGACAAGACAAUAUUGAAUUGAUUGCAACUAUUGGGACAAUUUGAAACCAUGAUUACUUCGUCUCUCGAAUUUUUGUAAAAUUGCCCUGUUAUUGUGAUGUAAGUGUUGUAAUUAUCAAAAUACUUUUUCCAAGCGAUUCUUGCAAAUUCGAAUUGUGAGGAUGUGUUUAUCCUUCAGGAGUAUCUUAUCAUGUUCAGAAUAUUUUUUUUGAGGACCAGAUUCACCUUUAUAUAGGUACCCAUUUUGUCUAGUAAUUUAAUUUGGUUUCUCAAUUUUUCUUUACCAGCCCAGAUAAGACAUCCAUAAUUGAAGUCUCCAGGAAUUUCUACUCCAACAAAAUCAAUUAUUUUAGGCACUUUCUAUUAUACGCGUUUUUGUUCAGGUCUGUUUUCUCUAAACUUUGAUUUCACCAUUUUUUUUAAAUGAAUGGCUGUUUCAACAGGGAUUUUCUUCAGUUAUGUUGGUUAUACUGAAUAUGUCAGAAUUGAAUGUAGUGUUGCCAAACUGAGUUCCAGUUGUUGUAAUUCUCAAAACCGGUUUUGGGGGAACCACCAAUUUGUUUGAGAUAUCUGAAAUUAAACGAGGUUUGGAGUUGUUUUUUAAAAUAUUCGGCAAGAUGUUAUUAAAGAUGAAUGACAAAGGUACCUUAGUGCAUUUAAGUUUUUUUGAAUAUGUGAAUUGAUAUUGUAGAUAUUGAUAAAGUUACGUCCCUGAAGCAGUCGACUAUUGCCAGACAACAGAACAUGAAUUUUCAAGAGUUGAAAUUCUUAGAAACGGAAUAAGUGUAGUAUUUCAAUGGAACCUUGAAGGUAUAAAUUAUACACUCGACUCUUAUUGAAAAAUACUCAGUUUUUCAUUUUCACAUCAUUUGGAAUUCGUCACUUCCCACUGUUUUAAGUGUCCACGAUGGGACUUGCAUCUCCGGGAGCAAAAAUUUUGUUUUAGCAUCGAGUCAUUGAUAUUUGUUUGGUUGUACAAACUGGUGGAGUUAUUAAUCAAGUUUUCACGCCUUGUGAUACUGUUACAUGAUCUCAGUGUAUGUUUCGUUACUUACUGUUUUUGUCACUUAUAUGUAUUUGUUGUAUGUAUAGUGUGUAAGACAAGGAAUAUAAUCUUUUUGCUGAAA
Leptinotarsa decemlineata (Colorado potato beetle) is the source of this 2223-nucleotide messenger RNA. RefSeq names its product transmembrane protein 59-like. NCBI's taxonomy places the organism in Eukaryota, Metazoa, Arthropoda, Insecta, Coleoptera, Chrysomelidae. The record is from RefSeq and is a predicted model, not a curated record.